AUGUACGCCUUAGAAAAUUUCACAAAAUUUUCCAGAAAAAGUGCGCACCUCGCACGCAGGGCGUGGAGCCUCGUCCGCAGGGCGUGGAGCCUCGCCCUCCUGUGGGCCCGCAAGGGCGGCCUCCUCAGGAACAACCACCGGCUCGCAAUCGCCUUGGCCAAGCUCACCCGGAAGCUGACCGGCUCACGCCGCGAGGCGCGCGGCGCGCUCGCGUACGGAGACCGCGAGUUCUCGCUCGACGAGACGCCGGUGUUCCACAUCAGGAUGCGCCGCCGCUCGCCGCCGCGGUUCAGGCUGUCGCAGUUGCCGUGCAUCAGGCCGGAGGUGGUGGAUUUCGACUGGGACGAGGAUUCAAUCGGCGGUGAGGAUGAGAUGUGCGAUUACAGCUACAAAGGCAGAAGUCGUGUUGGCGGCGCAAAUACGCUAUUAACAAUCGCGAUUAAGGGCUUGGCUGGUAUUGGUGGGUUCAAUAGGGGCGAUUUUUGGCGCCAGAUAAUGUAG
Molecule: messenger RNA, 501 nt
Organism: Striga asiatica
Lineage: Eukaryota; Viridiplantae; Streptophyta; Magnoliopsida; Lamiales; Orobanchaceae
Source: the annotation of a GenBank genome assembly